AUGAAUACACGAACCACAUUAAAUUUAACAAAUACACCAAUUAGUGCUCUUCAACUGACUCCCAAGCGUCGAAAUCAGCAGCAAACAAUAACAAAAUCACAACAUCAACGACGAUUUACGUUAGUGCCAUCAAUACAACAACAAAUUUUUUUGUUACCAUCCCAGUCAACGUCCACGUUAUCCGAAACUUCGUCUACAUCCUCUCAUUCACCUUCACCGUCGAUUACUCAAAUAAAUUUACAAAAUAACUCGACAAUGAUAGACAACAAUGAUAUAUUAGAAUUAGAAGAAAUGAGAACAAAACAAAUCGAAAUCGAAAAUAAAUUUUUAUCCAAAAUACCAAAUUUCAUAUCACCGGAAGACACAAAUAUUACUGAUUUCAUUUCAACAGCUGAAAAUAUAUUUGAUAAAUUAAAUUAUUCAGAUGACACACGUGUACAUAAAAUUGGUGAUAAAUUAGAUGAAACAUUACAACAAUGGUAUAAACAUUUUACAAAAACAAGUAAGCCAACAUGGAAUAAUUUUAAAGAACAGUUACCCACUUGUUGUGAAAUAAAUACAAAUGAAAAUCAACAACAACAAUCAAAUGAUUCAGACGAGGAAUUUACAUCACUAUUAGAUCUUAUACGUCCACAAGUUCAUCCAUUUACAGGUGAAGAAGAUGCAACACAUUGGUUUACACAAAUUGAUUCAAAAUUAUAUGAAUUGAAUUUAACAUUUCAAGAUCGAAUUGCAAUCAUUCCAUAUCUAUUAAAAGGAAAUGCAAUCAUUUGGUACAGUUUAAACAAAGCCAGAAUCAAUUGUUACAUUGAUUUUUGUCAAUUGUUUGCUGAAGAAUAUAUUAAUAAACAACAAUCAUCUUCAUGUGAUAAACCAAAAUUAAAUCGAACAACAAAUUCAGUUAUAAUUAAAAAAUCCGCUGUUGGAUUAGCUGGCAUGCCGACGAUCGCGGAAAUGUCAGCGUCCUCUCACGCCACAAGAUGUGGAGUAGUUGCCGGUCCAUCAUCCCUGUCCCCAGUCAUAUCUAAAGCAUUGUUAGAUAAAUUUGUAAAAGACCCAAUCAAAUUUAAUGGUGGUAAAGAUAAUGUGCAUACAUGGCUAGAAGAAAUUGAACAACAGUUUAAAAUUAUGAAAUUAGAUAAUUCAGACAAAUUAAAUUUAAUUCAUAUUUGUCUUAAGGGAGAAGCACAACAGUGGUACAAACAACAUAAAGAUCAAAUUGAUACAUGGCCAAUAUUUAUUAAUGAUCUGAUAAAAGCAUUUACAUCAAAUUUUAAAAGAGAUUUAGCAUUUCAGAAAUUAAAACAAUAUCAUCAAACAGUUAAUCAAUCAGUCAUACAAUAUUAUGCAGAAAUGAUGAAAGUAAUUAAACAAGCUGACCCAGACAUGAAUGAAUCUACCAAAGUACAAUAUCUAAUGAAUGGGUUACGACCAUCACUAUCAAUUGAAACAAGAAGGAAUUAUCCAACAACAACACAAGAAUUUUUACAACAGGCUCAGAAGGCAGAAGAACUAACGGCAAUCAGUACCAUAACGACGUCAGAUUUAGUUACCACAGACGAUUUAUCAACAGCUUCUUCUCUUCUACAUCAUCAACCAAAGUAUUGGUCAUCACGCGGUCGACCAAAUAGAAGCAAUGGAUCGUUUUCAGCACAACAAUACCAGUCGUCCGAUCAACCACGUUAUAUACCAUCAACACGAAAUAUUCAACAGCAACCAUCUUCUACCAUUUCAUCGUCAAUUAAUAACAAUAAUCAACGACUCAGACCAUGUUUUAAUUGUGGAGCCACCAAUCAUUUGGCUCGUGAUUGUCGCCGUUUCGGGCAGCAGAAUCAAUGA
Molecule: messenger RNA, 1839 nt
Organism: Didymodactylos carnosus
Lineage: Eukaryota; Metazoa; Rotifera; Eurotatoria; Philodinida; Philodinidae
Source: the annotation of a GenBank genome assembly